Mugil cephalus (flathead mullet) is the source of this 1644-nucleotide messenger RNA. RefSeq lists its product as uncharacterized. The transcript has 3 exons. The coding region runs from base 283 to 1644 and encodes 453 amino acids. The record is from RefSeq and is a predicted model, not a curated record. Lineage: Eukaryota; Metazoa; Chordata; Actinopteri; Mugiliformes; Mugilidae.
CGUUAUGAUUGGUUAGAAUUAUCCAAUGAGCGUCAAGAAAACUGACAUUUGAACGAGAACGGCGCUCCGGUAGCGUUUGUGAUUUCGUGAACUUUGAGAUGACAUAAAGUUGAACGGGAAUAUUUGAGUCUUCGUUGGAUACUUUAACAAACAUAAACAACUACAGAGAAGUGUCUGUUCAUAGGCUCAGUCCGAGCAGAGGCCUAAAAUAUGUGUCAAGAAGUCUGACUAUUGUGCCGUGUUUCACAAGUUUGUGUAAAAGCAAAAGAAACCUAAUCCACCAUGGCUGAUCAGACAGCAGUGCAAUCCUCGUAUACCCAGGAAGAGGCUGAUGAAUGCAGUGAAAAUAUUCCGCCUGGGCUCAGUGCUGCAGCAGAGACUUCAAGACUCAAAGUCCAGGUGGAAGGUGUAAACAGAUGUGACUCCAUAGAGUCAACCCCAUCUCCAACAAGCAGCAGCGGCAAUGAAUGCAAAGCAAAGUCACGGAUUUCUGGUUUCCAGUCUGCUCUAACACCAGUUUUAAAAUACUUAAAUAUUGGUAAUAAACGUCAGUCUCUAGAUCCUUUGAAACAUGUCAAACCAUUUGGUGUCAGCACAGUGAAUUGUCAAAAAUCAACAGGAGGCCAUUCUGUUGGACCACUGGGUGGUAAAGAUGCUUCUAUGUGCUGGCUGAAUGAUGAAUACCUGCCUGAAAUCACUCUACUUGACAGUACAUGUGAUUCCACAAUGCAGCUGACUAGAAAUGAUUCAGUGCUUCCUGAGAGUGCACCUGCGACACCCGUGCAAGCCAAGAGUAUCGGUGACGGUUUUACCGCUCUCGACCCUCCGAUGUUGAGUUCCUCCACUGAUUUAAAAACAACUGCGCAUAUACCCUGCCCUCUGAAUAAAGCAGCGGAUUCUCUGCAGUCUGAAAUUAGCAUUCCCAAAGUGGAAAUUGAUCCUUCCAGUCAGGCUAGCUCCAGUGAAACUUCCCUGAGUCACAGUAGCUCAGCUGGUAAGACGGGUGUUAACACUGUUUUAGGGGAAGCUGGUAGUGCAGCCCUUCACGCCCAAAGCAACACUUUGCAUUGUAAACCUCGUAAACAGAAUGACACAUUAACUUUGUCAGACAAAAGUUUAAGUGACAGUCACCGGGUUACUAUGGACAAGCCCUCUCCUCUUAGCAUCUGUAAUGCAAUCAAAAGGCAUGCUCCUGAGUGCCGGCUGGAUGGUAGCUACUUUGCAGAAAUUACCCUCCUUGAUGUUACACGUGAUUCAGAGCUCUCACCAGGAGUGUCACCCAUGGAUGUCACUCAGGAUAUUUCGCCACCGGAUAGUUUGAAGGUCAGCAGACCUUUGACCGAGCACAGUGGAAUAAUUGUGGCAGAGCCUGGCAGCACAGACAGGAGUCAAAGUGAAGAACUGUCAGGUGCACCCUCUGAGAGUUGUGUGGAGAAAACCAUUAAAACCUCCUUGGAAGGAACCCAGGAUAUUACUGUGGGCAGUGUUUUGGAAAACAGAAGAUCUUCAUCAGAGCAGAGUGGGCAAAGUUUGGACACACUUGGGACCCAUCCUGUUAAUAUUACCCGUGAUUUAACCUCCUCCAGUGACAUGUCUGCUCAGGGUGAACAUUUCUCUACUUCAGAUAUAGAAGCUUCACUGUGA